AUGGAAUCUUCCACAGGUCAUAAAAGCCAACCAAGCUCUUAUGGUUUCUGGGCUUUGGAUUUGAUUGAGAAUAUUGAAAACACUGAUGGUACUAAAGUCAUGAUCAAUUUGAUAACGAGUACAAUUUUCUUUAGUGAGAGGCCUUCGGCUUCACCACCCUCUCCUCUGUGGGCUUCAUCCCCGUCUCGGACGUCUCGUCAUGCUCGCCUUCCCCAGGCUCAUGGGAUCCUGCCCAUUCCUCUCCCCGGAGCUUUCUGCUGGAGGAGUCUCACCUCGAAACUGGCGCCGCUUGACACAGCGCUCGCACAGAGCGCCCUCGAUGCGGGAAACUCCGUUGACGGUAUUCUCCCAGCAGCCACUGGCCGACUCCAUGGAGAUUCCUCUCGCGCAGCGAGUCUCUACCUUCUUCGAUCCCCAAUGGUUGCAGCUGACGUACCAAGUCUCGGUCAUCCAGCACAUCUUUGCAAGCUUUUGGUUGGGAAUCGAUCGGUUUGGUGGUUCUGA
Drepanopeziza brunnea f. sp. 'multigermtubi' MB_m1 is the source of this 504-nucleotide messenger RNA. NCBI's taxonomy places the organism in Eukaryota, Fungi, Ascomycota, Leotiomycetes, Helotiales, Drepanopezizaceae. The record is from RefSeq and is a predicted model, not a curated record.